Engraulis encrasicolus (European anchovy) is the source of this 1492-nucleotide messenger RNA. It is a transcript of the gene ntf3, whose product is annotated as neurotrophin 3. Gene Ontology annotation, cellular component: dendrite; synaptic vesicle; axon. The transcript has 3 exons. The record is from RefSeq and is a predicted model, not a curated record. Lineage: Eukaryota; Metazoa; Chordata; Actinopteri; Clupeiformes; Engraulidae. The coding region runs from base 114 to 1148 and encodes 344 amino acids. Gene Ontology annotation, biological process: nerve development; nerve growth factor signaling pathway; neuron projection morphogenesis. Gene Ontology annotation, molecular function: growth factor activity; nerve growth factor receptor binding.
GCAGGCACGCACGGCACUGUGCGCUUUGAUAGCCAAAGGAAGUUUUAAAUAAGGACACAUUAUAACCUCACAAGCUUCAUGUCGUCUCGACUGAAGACCUCCACACCGAUGCUAUGGUUACCCUUGUUACGAUCUUACAGGUGAAUCUAGUGAUGUCCAUCUUGCUGUAUGUGAUGUUCCUCGCGUACCUCUAUGGUAUCCAGGCAACAUCCUCCAUGGACACACGGCAACAGCAUCAGCAGCAGCAUCAGCACCACCAGCCCACGCCCGACCCCAUCAACACCCUCAUCAUCAAGCUGCUGCAGGCCGACAUCAGUCGCAGCCGGCCCAAGACCCAGAGGAGAGGGGGGGACGCGGCGGGGAGUCCAGCCCAACAAGGAGCACCUUCCUCCGGGGUGGAGCUGGGGAUCGGCCCCCCUGUACUCCCGGACGCCCGGGACUCUCCUGUGAUGGACCUGCCAAAGGAUGAUGAGGCUGCGUCGUCAUCGCUGUUGUUGUCAGAUCCUCCUCCUCCUCCUCCUCCUCAGUCCCUCCCCCUCUCCCGCCAACGUAGCUCCUCCCUUUACCAGGCGGUCCCAGACCUCUCCCUGGAGUUGCUACAGCAACAUAAACGCUACAACUCGCCGCGCGUGUUGCUUAGCAACCGGCCGCCCAUGCAGCCGCCUCCCCUCUACCUGAUGGACGACUUCGUCAGCACUAACGAGGGAGGAGGAGGAGCCAACGCUAACGAGCUGGGCGUGGCGGCCACCAACAGAACCAGGAAGCGGCGCUACGCGGAGCACAAGAGCUACCGCGGCGAGUACUCGGUGUGCGACAGCGAGAGCAAGUGGGUGACGGACAAGAGCAAUGCGGUGGACAUCCGCGGCAACCCGGUGCUGGUGCUUGGGACCAUCCCGUCCAACGCGGGCCGGCCCGACGUCAAGCAGUACUUCUACGAGACGCGCUGCCGCGCCUCGCGGCCCUUCAAGAGCGGUUGCCGGGGCAUCGACGACAAGCACUGGAACUCGCAGUGCAAGACGACGCAGACGUACGUGCGCGCGCUCACGCAGGACAAGGCCACGCACGACAAGGUGUCCGUCGGCUGGCGGUGGAUACGAAUCGACACCUCGUGCGUGUGCGCACUCUCGCGGAAACGCCGCAGAACAUAAUGCAAACACACGCACGCACACACAUACACCAGUGGUGGAACUUAGGUUCAAAGUGACUAGUGGGUUGACAAAUUUACCCGUCAGCGCUGAAAUUUACCUGUAUUUGACAGGUGGACGGGUGUAAAGUUCCAAUCCUGACACACACACACAUACAAACAAACACAACAAUGUGUGGCGAGCAGUUAUGGAGAGAAACUACGUGCUGCAGAGACAUGAACACACACACACUCAUGUGGUUACACCGGACCAAAAGACACCGGACCGCUGCUCUGCUCCACCACCCUGGGCACUGAAGUGACUGCUUUCCAGGGCGGGGGGAGGGGAGGACGGACGGGGGAGGGGGA